Molecule: messenger RNA, 414 nt
Organism: Penicillium egyptiacum
Lineage: Eukaryota; Fungi; Ascomycota; Eurotiomycetes; Eurotiales; Aspergillaceae
Source: the annotation of a GenBank genome assembly
AUGGCUUCCGGCAGCUGCGCUUGUCACUAUAUCAGUUACACAGCCUCCACUGCACCAACCUGUCUGGUCAAUUGCCACUGCACAAGCUGCCGCAAACAAGCCGGCGCGCCCUAUCAAACCUGGGCAUUCUUCGCGACUGACGAUAUCCGAUGGCAUGUCAACCCCACAGAACGGCGGUCAACCAACACUUCUACGCGUACCUUCUGUCCUCGAUGUGGUUCGACUCUAAGUAUGCUCAAGCAUAGUGAUCUCAAGAGUAUUGCAAUCGCUGCGGGGACACUCAAUGAGGGGAAGACACGGAUCCCGCUGCCAAGCCAUCACAUCUUUCUCAGUGAGAAGGCGUCUUGGUUUGAACUAUCCGAGCGGGAUGGGGCAAAGAGGUGGGAUAAGUGGGGGGUAUAUGAUAGGUUGUAG